Messenger RNA from Mucor mucedo, 2973 nucleotides. RefSeq names its product nucleoporin autopeptidase-domain-containing protein. NCBI's taxonomy places the organism in Eukaryota, Fungi, Mucoromycota, Mucoromycetes, Mucorales, Mucoraceae. Bases 55 to 2910 code for a protein of 951 amino acids. The transcript is spliced from 6 exons. Gene Ontology annotation, molecular function: structural constituent of nuclear pore. Gene Ontology annotation, cellular component: nuclear pore; nuclear pore cytoplasmic filaments. Gene Ontology annotation, biological process: post-transcriptional tethering of RNA polymerase II gene DNA at nuclear periphery; RNA export from nucleus; protein import into nucleus. The record is from RefSeq and is a predicted model, not a curated record.
UUUUUUUAUUUUAUUUUUUUUCUUCUUUUUCAACCCCCUUUUACAUAAAUUCUAAUGUUUGGAAAAAGUGCAUUUGGUAAUACUGGAGGCUUUGGUCAACAGCAACAACAACCAAAUUCAGUUUUUGGACAACAACCUCAACAACAACAACCUAGUGCAUUUGGUGGUUUUGGAGCUACUUCAACACCUGGUGCGUUUGGGGCUGCACCCGCAGCAACAGGUGGAGCAUUCGGACAGCCAGCACAACAAUCCGCUUUUGGAGCUGCUCCUGCCGCAGGAGGUUUCGGUGCUACUGGUUCUGCAUUUGGUCAGGCCAGACCCUCAGCUUUUGGAAACCCUACACCUUCAGCAUUUGGCGCUGCUCAACCUGCCGCUUCAACUGGAUUCGGUGGUUUUGGAUCAACUCCUUCUACUUCAGCAUUUGGAUCUACCGCUGCCCAACCCGGUGGAGGACUAUUCGGUCAACGACCUGCCACUAAUGCAUUUGGUAGCGUUGCACCUGCCACUAACACAUUUGGUCAACCUCAACAAACCUCUGCUUUUGGUGGAGGAUUAGGUGCCACAGGAUCUGCAUUUGGACAACCCCAAGCUGCGGGUGGUAUUAAUCAAGGCACAGCUGUACCUGAUUUCGCACCAACACAAGAUCGUGAUAUCACCACAGGUGUCAAUAAUUUUUUCCAGACCAUUACAGCCAUGCCACAAUAUAAAAACUAUUCGUUAGAAGAACUCCGUUUACAAGAUUAUGCCCAAGGUAGAAAAACAGCUGGUGCUGCUACAGCUGGUGGUGCCUUUGGUGCAGCUGCUCCUGCCACAUCCGCUUUUGGUGCUGCUGCUCCUACUACCUCUGCCUUUGGUCAGCCUGCUGCGGCUACCGGUGGCUUUGGUCAACCUCAACAACAAUCAGCUUUUGGUCAACCUGCGGCUACAGGUGGUGCCUUUGGUAACACAGGUGGUCUUUUUGGUCAACAACAACAGCCAGCUGCCACUUCGGCCUUUGGUCAACCUGCUGCUACUACUGGUGGUUUCGGUGCUAAUACCUCAGCUUUUGGUCAACCUGCUGCAAAUACAGGUUUCGGUGCCGGGGCUUCCACAGGUGCCUUUGGCGCUGCUGCUUCUAAACCCUUCUCAUUCGGUAGUACACCUGCUCCUGCUACAGGCGGAUUCGGUGCAACCACAGGCGGAUUCGGUCAACCUGCAGCGGCCACUGGUGGAUUUGGACAACCUGCUGCUGCGACUACCGGUGGAUUUGGCGGAUUUGGACAAAAGCCUGCCGCUACUGGUGGAUUUGGUGCUACUACUGGAGGAUUUGGUCAACCUGCUGCCGCCACUGGUGGGUUUGGACAGGCCGCUGGUGGAUUUGGACAAACAGCCGCUAGUAAACCUGCAAAUUCAUUCUCAUUCGGUGCUACAGCCCCUGCUCCUGCUGCUGGAGGAUUUGGUGGAGGUUUCGGUACCUCUGCUGCCCCCGCCACUGGUGGAUUUGGUCAACCCGCUGCUGGAGGAGGAGGUCUUUUUGGUGCUGCUAAACCCGCUGCACCCACCACCUCUCUCUUUGGUAAUACUACAGGUGCUACCUUGGGUGGAGCUACCGGUGGAUUUGGUAGUUUUGGUACUGGACAAGCACAAGGCGGUGCAGGUACUAGUUUAUUUGGCCAAAAGCCUGCUACUGGAUUAGGUGGUGGAUUAUUUGGUGGCAAUAAUACAAUGGGUGGUAAUACGACCGGUGGAUUUGGAGGAUUUGGACAAGCAGCAGGAGGAACUGGUCAAUACCAAUUACCUGCUACAGGUGGAUUAACCUCAUUUGGUACAAACCCUCUUCAGCAACAACCUUCUUUAGUAGCCACUGUGGAUAAAAACCCUUAUGGUAACAAUCCCUUGUUCGAUAUGAGUAAAGCACCCAACAAUGCGGCCAAGACAGGUCCAUCUGCUGUUGCUCUUGAUAGUGGUAACCGUAAAGCAUCGCCUCAUGUUUACCCUAUUGCUCCUCGUGUGGUCUCCAAGAUCAAGCUUCGUGGAUUCUCUCAUACUCCUGGUAAGCCUACUCAAGGUACCAAGAAGAACGUUUCAACAAGUUCUUUGGAUGGUAUUAGUGAUGAUGCUGUUCUCGGUGCUGGUGCAUAUGCUCCUCGUGCCAGCAACAAGAAUUUGAUUUUCGAUCAAAAUCUGGAUACGGCCAACAUCGUUGCACUUGUAAAUGAUAGCAAGAAGGCUGAAAAGAGACGAGUCGUAUUUAACCCUAACCUUGAAUUAAAUGCUCACCAAAGCAGCAGUAACAACAACAACGACAACGUGAACGAGAAGAACGAUGUGAAAAACAACAGCUUUACAGAGUCGAGUAGCUCUAGUAAGGCUACCCCUUCUUCCGGUAGCACCACCACUACUACCACUACCACCAUUACCACUGCUAGCAAGACGACAACAUCAGCAGCUAGCGUUGCACCCACAUUAAACUCUGCCUCAGCUUCAUCUGUUGCCAUGAAGAAUGGUUAUUAUAUCUCACCUACGAUCGAGACCUUGACUGGCAUGAGCAAAGAGAAUUUGAAGCAUGUUCAGAACUUGACUGUGGGUCGUAAAGGAUAUGGUGAAGUGAAAUUCGAAGUACCUGUUGAUUUAUCUGAGGUUGUACUUGAUGAUAUCAUGGGUAAUAUUGUCGUGAUCGAGGAUAAAAAGAUUGUAGUGUAUCCUCAAGAAGAGACGAAACCUCCUCAAGGCACCAAGUUGAAUAUGCCAGCGCUUGUUCGAAUCGAUAAUUGUUUCUCCAUUGAUAAAAACACAGGUGCUGCUAUCAAAGAUCCUGAGCACCCUCGUUUCAAGCUCUUUAAGGAAAGACUUCGUAAGCGUGGUCAAGUCACCUUUGUCAGUUAUGAUGAUCAAACAGGUGCCUGGCAUUUUAAGGUUGAAGGUUUCUAAAUAAAUAAAUACAUAAAAAGUAUAUAAUAAACAGAUCUUUUUUUUUUUAUUAUUAUUAAUAUA